Glarea lozoyensis ATCC 20868 is the source of this 4104-nucleotide messenger RNA. RefSeq lists its product as uncharacterized. Gene Ontology annotation, molecular function: potassium:chloride symporter activity. The transcript has 4 exons. Lineage: Eukaryota; Fungi; Ascomycota; Leotiomycetes; Helotiales; Helotiaceae. Gene Ontology annotation, cellular component: membrane. The record is from RefSeq and is a predicted model, not a curated record. The coding region runs from base 1 to 4104 and encodes 1367 amino acids. Gene Ontology annotation, biological process: chloride transmembrane transport; potassium ion homeostasis; potassium ion import across plasma membrane.
AUGCUCGGCGCAAUGCGACCAAAGACUACCGGUCGCGAACACUCGAAUUUCCAAUCGCGAACCGCAUCGGAUGUCGCAGGAGAAUUGACCAAGAGAUGGUCGAAUCUGGGAGAGGAAGAGACCGGUUCCGUGGGGAUUUUGCAUGGUUCUGACAGCACCGCCAAUCCCUACGAACCCGCGACCAAUGCCUCGACGCCUCCUCCACGGUCCUACUCUUUCACAAAAUGGCUUUUCCAUUGGCGUUCAAAGAGCCCAGAUCAAGGGGGUCAUGCAAACGAGCCACCCGACUCAGGACGAGGAAUGGAAAGGAACUCGUCGUAUAAUGGCAGUAUGACUCCAGACCCCGCGACCAUACAGGCACACAACAGAGCCGAAAACAAAAGAGCAAAUGGAGAUCCCUCAGCCCCAAGGCCGGGACUUGGUCCUCGACCUAUUGGAGGGAGCGAUAAACUUGGAAUGUUCUCUGGUGUCUAUGUACCCACCUGCUUGAAUGUUCUCAGUAUUCUUAUGUUCCUGAGAUUUGGAUUCUUACUAGGCCAAGCAGGUAUUCUUGGGAUGAUGGGAAUGCUAGUUGCCUCCUACGCCAUCAAUCUCAUUACAACGUUCUCCUUGUCUGCCAUUGCGUCGAAUGGAACAGUACGAGGUGGAGGUGCCUAUUACUUGAUUUCAAGAUCUUUAGGUCCGGAAUUUGGGGGGUCCAUUGGCGUCGUCUUCUACCUCGGAUUUGUUUUCAACACUGGAAUGAACGCCGUUGGUUUGAUUGAUUGCAUUACGAUGAACUUUGGCUCGAAAACGGGAAAUUGGGCAAACGUGCUCCCGGAAACUCCAUGGUUUUUAUAUCUAUGGUCCACGAUUGUUCUAUUGGUUUGCACAUGUAUCUGCUUGGCCGGAUCCUCGAUUUUUGCACGCGCUAGUAACGGACUUCUUGUCAUCCUGCUAAUCUCCACGCUAAGUAUACCCUUCUCAGCUCUGGUUGUUUCACCAUUUGAAAGCAGAAAAUUGGGUAUCGACUACACUGGCCUCAGUAUGGAGACAUUUAUGGGCAAUUUGAAGCCACAACUGACAAAGGGAGCCGCUGGAAGUCAAUUGAAAGGGAAAGAAAACUUUCAAGAUCUGUUUGGAAUCUUGUUCCCUGCGACUGGUGGGAUAUUUGCUGGUGCGAGCAUGUCAGGGGACUUGAGAAACCCAAGUAAAUCCAUUCCCAAAGGAACAUUAUACGGCCUUGCUACAACAUUCGUGCUAUAUGCAAUGGUAAUACUCGCAAUGGCUGCUACAAUCACAAGAUCGUCCUUUGCAAGAAAUGCAAAUGUCAUUCAGGAUACCAAUAUUUCCGGACUUGUCAUUCUGGCGGGAGAAUUUGCCAGCUCAUUUUUCUCGACAUUGAUGGGUGUCAUUGGAUCUGCAAAAUUACUGCAAGCUUUGGCUAGGGAUGAUUUGCUUCCUGGAUUUUCCAUUUUUGGACAAGGAACUAAAAACGGUGAUGAGCCGACCUACGCUAUCAUUAUGACCUACAUCGUUGCACAGGUCACAAUGCUCUGUGACCUGAAUCAAAUCGCUUCUUUCGUAACGAUGACUUAUCUUAUGACGUUCUUGGUCAUGAACCUCGCUUGUUUCCUUCUCAAAAUAAGUUCCGCUCCAAAUUUCCGGCCCUCUUUCCACUUCUUCAACUGGGAGACAGCCCUGCUUGGCACUAUCGUCUCAGGAACAGCAAUGUUCUUCGUAGAUGGUCUUUAUGCUACGGGUUGUGUGGGCAUCUUAAUCGUCAUUUUCCUCAUCAUUCAUUACGCCAGUCCACCGAAGAGCUGGGGAGACGUCUCUCAGAGCUUGAUUUAUCAUCAAGUGCGCAAAUAUCUUUUACGUCUAAAACAAGAACAUGUCAAAUUUUGGCGCCCUCAAAUAUUACUCUUCGUUAACGAUCCACGGCGCCAAUAUCGCUUAAUUCAAUUUUGUAACUCUAUGAAAAAGGGUGGGCUUUACAUUCUUGGUCACGUCAUUGUUACAGACGAUUUUGGAGGUUCUGUGCCUGAAGCGCGUCGUCAACAGGCUGCGUGGACAAAGUACAUAGAUUUCUCCAAGAUUAAAGCUUUUGUCAAUAUCGCCAUCUCUCCUGGGCUCGAGUGGGGCGCUCGCAAUAUCCUUCUCUCCGCGGGACUUGGUGGUAUGAGACCUAAUAUCUGUGUCAUGGGUUUCUAUAAUCUCGACGCAAUGCGACAGAAUGAGCCUUUGGUAGAUGUACCUGAAAUGAGCCCACCACAGGCAGAUGGUGCGUCUAGCGAGAUACGCCCAGUUCGAAGACGGCGUCGCCGGGACAGUAAGGAUGUGAAAGUGGAAGGUAUAUUGCCCACCGAUUCCUGCAAAACAGAAGCAAUGAUGAGCGUGACAAGCUAUGUGACGGUCCUCGAAGAUCUUCUUUUGCGGCUACAGAUCAAUGUGGCCAUUGCUAAGGGGUUUGAAAAUUUGGAAUUUCCUAACUCAGAAAGCAAACAAUCAAAGAAGUACAUUGAUCUAUGGCCAAUUCAGAUGUCCGCUGAGAUUGCGGCUGAAGGUGAUGGAAAGCUGAACGUCUUGACCACUAAUUUCGACACCUAUACACUGAUUCUACAGCUUGGAGUCAUCUUAAAUACUGUUCCAGCCUGGAAGAAGGCUUACGAUCUCCGAGUUGCAGUGUUCGUAGAGUAUGAAUCGGACGUCGAAGAGGAACGGGGCCGCGUCAAGUCUCUUCUUGAAAAGUUGCGAAUUGAAGCGGAGGUUCUCGUUUUCUGGUUGGCCUCCGGAAAUUUGCCUACUUAUGAAAUUGUCGUCAACGGCGCCACACCGGGAAAGAAAGAGGAAGAUGAGGUGGAUGAAGUGCUGAAAAACCAAGAAUGGUGGGAUGAACUCCAAAAGGUUCGUGGCAGAAGGGAAGGGAAUCCUGCCAUAGAAGACUUGUCGGAGAUUGCCAGCAUAUUCAAUUCAAGUUCCCUCUGGCCAGAGUCAUCAUUUCAACAGGGACCUCGAGAAGGAAAAGUGGAACGAUUCCUUGGUUUACGGAAACUGCUCAAAAGAUCAAAACGAAGACAUACCAGUGGUCAACUAUCCAGACUAGGUGUUAGCUUGGGUAUGCGAACACAUCAACUUUCGCCCCAAAUUGUAGGACAAAGUCAGAGCUGUCUGAGUGCAAGCGAGGACUCAGACUCUUCGUCUUCGGAAAGUGACAAUGAUCCAAAAGAUGACGAAGCUGCGAGUGAGGCAGAUAUGGAUGAUUAUGAGUCUGAAUCUGAGCAGAUGCCCACAAACAUGCCUCUCAAACGAAGACGGAGCCAUGGAGAUAGUAUACGAGGGCCUCCUGUAUCAAAGAAAUCUACUGGAGAAGCCCCAAUCACAGUUCCUUCAGACACUGAACGUAGUCCCUUACUUUCCAAACCCAAUUCAUCAUUUGGCACCACUUCAGCAAGCGAGGCGCCUACCAAAAUCAAGGUCCAAGACCAACGACCAAAAGUCUCAGCACUCACCACCUCUCUCAAAUCCGAAGGCUCAAACAGUCGUCCAACAUCCUCCCAAGAUACAUUCGACACUAUGAAAUCACCCACAACCCCCGGAGCAGCCACACCAGGCCGUACCUCCACCCGCCCCCCAAGCUCCAAAGCCAACGAACGUCCCUCCCUAAGCCGCCACGCCAGCAUGCCAAAAUUCACAUCCAAACCCGUCCCCAUAACCCGCGUAGCAACCGAAGACGGACCCGGUCCCUCCAUAAUGUUCACAGACACACCCUCUCCACCACCACGUCGUCAACGUCUCCCAUCCGCCUACGAAUUCCCAUCGUCCGCUCCAGCACCCUCACAUAAUUCAAGCCGUCGCGGAUCUACAUACUCAACCCAAGGUCUGCCAUUGUCGUUCAACGAUCUCCCAUGUCGUGCGCAGCAUUUGAUCCUGAAUGAGUUGAUGAAGAGGGAGAGUCGGGAUACUGCGGUGGUGUUUACGACGUUGCCGAGUCCCGUCGAGGGGACGUGUCAUGAUGAGGGCGCUUGUAAGGCGUAUCUGGGGGAUUUGGAGGUGCUUUGUAAGGGGUUGCCGCCGGUUAUGUUGGUGCAUAGCAAUAGUAUGACUGUCACUAUGAGUUUGUGA